Messenger RNA from Pseudoliparis swirei, 1793 nucleotides. RefSeq names its product synaptosome associated protein 47 (gene snap47). The record is from RefSeq and is a predicted model, not a curated record. NCBI's taxonomy places the organism in Eukaryota, Metazoa, Chordata, Actinopteri, Perciformes, Liparidae. Gene Ontology annotation, biological process: synaptic vesicle fusion to presynaptic active zone membrane; synaptic vesicle priming; exocytosis. Gene Ontology annotation, molecular function: syntaxin binding; SNAP receptor activity. The transcript is spliced from 5 exons. Bases 253 to 1521 code for a protein of 422 amino acids. Gene Ontology annotation, cellular component: plasma membrane; SNARE complex.
CACAGCCCGACGACGGGAUGUUGAUUAUCUGGGCUCUUUGGACUGAUAUAAUUGCACCAAGACGACGCGAUAAACGCUCAGAGGGGAGGAGGGGGUCAUAACGUUAUAACGACGCAUGCGCAAUGUGGUCUGUUGGACAUAUAGAAAGGUCUUUAUUCCAAAACUGAAGCUGCCAGUCUGAACGCCUCAGUUGAGCUCCUCUGCUACCUGGAUCCCUGAAUACAAAGUGAAUAGGUGUAUCUCCUUUCCACAAUGAGCCGGGACGUUCCCAUCCACAGCUGGUCCGGCUCCUAUUACAUCAACAGAGACAAGCGGUGGGAAAAUGGCACGCUGUCCCUCACCCGGACCGCGGUGCACUUUGUCUCCAACCAGAGUAAAGAGAGCCUGGCCAACUUCCGCCUCUCCAGGAUCAUGGAGAUCAAGAUGGAGUCGUCCAGUUUCAUCUUCAGCACUCUCACAGUGCUCGAAGAGGGCAACGUGAAACACUGGUUCGGUUCCCUUAAGCCCAACAGGGUGGUGGUGUAUAAUGUGUUGGAGCAUUUCUGGAGGGAACGCCUUCUGUCCCCUUCCUCGGAGGCCCGGGGGGCCGAAUGUCCACCCUCGAAGGGCAGAGAGCUGAUCCAUCUGGUGGCAGGGUCCGAGAAAAGACUGGAGGACACCGGCAGGGUCCUCAGCCACCAGGGAGAGCAGUUCAACAAUAUGAUGCAGGGGCUGGAGACGAUUGACUCUGAUCUGGGCGUGGCUGAUAAGCUUUUGUUGGAGCUGGAGUCUCCCUCCUGGUGGCCUUUUGGUAAACUCCCCUGGAAGUGUCAGCAGGAGGCGAAGGCCGAGGACGCCGCGAGAGCCGCCGCCGCCGCGGCCGGCAAAGGCUCCGGUAGAACGACGGUGAUCGUGAGCAUCCCGGCUGUCGUGACCCGAGGCGGGGACUCCGACUUGAAACCCGGAUGCCUGACGGUGCUGGUCUCCUCGCUGGAGGCGCGAGACGCAAACUGCCAACUCCUCCACCGCUUCGAGCGGAACGAAAUCGACGAGAUCCGGGUGCACAGUCCGUACGAGAUCGCCGUCAGACAGCGGUUCAUCGGGAAGCCGGAUAUAUGCUACAGGUUCCUGUCCGCCAAGAUGCCGGAGGCCAUGUCGGUGUUGGAUAUGCAGUACAAGAAGAAAGUGAAUUUCACGAGCGAAUACGCUGCUUUCAAAGCAACUCCAGUUUCAUCUCCGUGCGACACAGAGGGGCCAAGCUGGAACGAAGGUUUGCUGCAGAAGUGCCAAGAGACAGAUCUCCCACUGCAGCUCCCCGCAGGAGAGCUGUCCCAGUUGCAGGUGCACGCCCUCCAUCCGACCGUCAGUCAGGCCGAGGCCCAGGAGCUCAAGCAGAUGCUGAUGCAGCUGAAGAACCUUGCCCUGGAGGCAGAGACGGAGCUGGAGCGGCAGGAUGACGUUCUGGACGACCUGACCAGCUCCACUGACAGAGCCACCAUGCACAUAGAGAAGCACACCUGCCGCAUGAAGAGGCUGCUGUAGCUCUGACAGUCCCGCAGGCCCCUCCUCCCCUGAGAAAUGCACUGUGGACCAAUCCUGUGAAGGUGAUGAGGACAUCGCCCUCACAGGAUUGGUCCAAUGUGAAAACAGUGGGAAAUGGCAGCAUUAACUUGCAUCUAAAAAAAAUACUCCCUAGGAUGUUUGUUCCUUAUAAAAACACAUUUUGCUCAAUACUUAAGAUGUUUACCAAUAUCCCAUAUAUAUAUAUUUAUAUAUAUAUUGUAUAAAAAAUAUAGACAAAAUGUAGACAAAUA